GAUCACUUAACUUUUCUCCUGACUCCUAAUUUAACCUCCUAAGUUUACUCCUGGCUCACCUUUUCCAAAAGAAUUUUGUUGAAAUGAAUCAUUCAGGUAAGGAAUUUGGUGGUGCUGUGCCGACCAUGUGGCGUUUGGAUAGUAGCCCAACACCAUGUAAGCAGGAAGAUAUAAGGCUUGACUCGAUUACUCCAUUGGAUUUCUCCAAGAAAGCCAAGAACUUUAGCCCUCUCGAGCCGUUUCUGGGUGUUCUUGGGUUCAUUUUGGUCACUUUCCUCUUCAUUGGUUGCUUAUUCAACUUUCACUACCGUGCCGUCCACUUCCGUGGAGUUCCAUGGCUUGGAUUCGUUGGGGUUGGAUCAUCACCGUCAUUGUAAGCAUCACCGCCACCAACGGUGGCUCUGAAUGUGAACGGACGGGUGGGGUCUCUUUAAGAAGAUGGCAAUAGUAGCGACGUCUAUGAUGGGAACUGGGUUUGGGGUGAUGACUAUCUGUUAUAUCAGAGUCAAGAUUAUCCCUUUGGUUGUAAAUUUUUGUCUGGGAUGAUGACUUCCGUGGGAUAAAGAUAAUUAAUUGCA
Rubroshorea leprosula is the source of this 578-nucleotide messenger RNA. Lineage: Eukaryota; Viridiplantae; Streptophyta; Magnoliopsida; Malvales; Dipterocarpaceae. The record is from the annotation of a GenBank genome assembly.